This is a messenger RNA of Austrofundulus limnaeus, 2149 nucleotides long. RefSeq names its product Usher syndrome 1Ga (autosomal recessive) (gene ush1ga). Gene Ontology annotation, biological process: sensory perception of light stimulus; equilibrioception; sensory perception of sound. Lineage: Eukaryota; Metazoa; Chordata; Actinopteri; Cyprinodontiformes; Rivulidae. The record is from RefSeq and is a predicted model, not a curated record. Gene Ontology annotation, molecular function: protein binding. The coding region runs from base 77 to 1336 and encodes 419 amino acids. The transcript has 3 exons.
GAGAAGAAACAAAAUUUAUCCAAAAACUGUCUGGUUCUAACAAAAAGUGUUGGUUUCUAAAGGUUUAAUCUUUUUCAUGAUCUACAGAGGAGACCCAGACAAGUGUGACAUAUGGGGGAACACGCCACUCCAUUUGGCAGCUGCUAACGGUCACCUCAACUGCCUUUUCUUCCUGGUGUCUUUUGGUGCCAACAUUUGGUGCCUGGACAAUGACUACCAUACCCCGCUGGACAUGGCUGCCACAAAAAACCACAUGGAUUGCGUCCGCUACCUGGAUUCCAUUGCUGCCAAGCAGACAAGUCUCAAUCCCAAGCUGGUCAGCAAGCUAAAGGACAGGGCGUUCCGUGAGGGCGAGCGGCGGAACAAAGAGUGCGUGAAGAUGCAGAAAAAGCACCGCAAACGGAUGGAGCGAAAGUUCCAUAAAGAAGCCACUGAAGAGUCUGUGUCGGAUGUCAUGAGCUUUUCCAGCUUUACUGGCAGCUCUGUUAGCCACAAGCUGCACAACUUCAACACUGUCAGUGUGCCAUACUCACAGGCAACUCUUCACGCCACAAACCGUGGAAAGACAAAGAUCCAGAAGAAGCUGGAGAAGAGAAAACAAGGAGAUGGCACUUUUAAAAUCUAUGAAGAUGGGAGGAAGAGUGUGCGCUCUCUUUCUGGACUGCAGCUGGGUAACGAUGUCAUGUUUGUCAAACAAGGGACCUAUGUCAACCCAAAAGAGCGUGGCCGCCGUAACGUUCGUGACAUGUUCCCCAGAGACAACGACGAUGCCAUUUCACGUGCCAUGAGCGAACCGGACCUUCACGGGCCAGACGUGGACUACUCCGAGAUCAGCACCGACUCGGGUCACGAUUCCCUGUUCAAUCGACCCGGUCUUGGCACCAUGGUUUUUAGGAGGAACUAUGUAACUGGGGGAAUGUUUGACCUCAAAGCUCGAGACAACAUCAGCUUGGCCACCUCAGGCAAUAAUGUGCAUCUACGCAGUCGGCUGCACCAUUACCCAAGUCUAGAUGAAGACAGUAUUGGGAGUGCCCACAGCCUGCAGGAGAGGAACAUGGAGGAGCUGCCUUGGGAAGAAGUAGAAAUAGGAUUGGAUGAUGAUGAUGAGCAUGACACAAGUCCGCUGGAGGUCUUCCUUGCCACACAGGGCAUGAGCGAGUUUUACUCCAUCUUCAAAAGAGAGAAAAUUGACCUUGAAGCUCUAUUGCUGUGCUCUGAUCAUGACCUCAAGAGUAUCCACAUCCCCUUAGGACCAAGGAAGAAGAUCUUAGAUGCCUGUAAUCGACGACUUGAGACCAUGGAGGAACCUGAUGGCAUGGAGGACACAGAAUUGUAAGAGAAGUUGCAGAUGGUCAUCCUGGUGUUCAUGCUGCACAAGAUUAGACCUGUGGAUUUAUUGCACAUCUCCCGGUAAAACUCUGCAGAAGUGACACUGUCCUGAUGAAUCAGUCAAGCAAACCAGAGGGAGGUGAUUUCUGGAAAUAGCWCGUUUUCGGUCUCCUGCUGACUCAGCAGGAAUGACACAUCGUUCUUUGGUGAACGAUUGGAAUUCUGCACUUUAGUUUCACAGACUCAAAUACAUGUACAUGUAAUAGACAGCAGCACUGUGCUGUAUCAGACAGAGGUUGUGGGGUUUGUGCCCCCAUCCCACUACAAUAUUUUCCCCUGUGAGGGGAGACCACUAUGUGCCAGCAUUGCUUGUGCCUGUGCAUUUGCUUAAAAGGGAUGUUUCUGUGUUAAUAAUAUAUUGACAAUGUAAUUUUCUCAUUAUAGCAUAAAUAAUAACAUUUUAAGCUGGAUUUGUAAUUUCUAAUUUUCAUCUCCAUAUAUGUUUACAUGCACUAAGUCAUGUUGAUGGAAAUGUGGCUAAUAGAGAAAGAAAGGCCAACUGCUCGUUGAGAUUUCUGCUAAUUUAUGUAGAAUGUUAGGAUUUAUAAGAGGCAGUAUUUUCGAAUAUAUGAGCAUUUAAAUAACACAACGUUAAGAUCGCGCUAGUUUGUACAUUAUACAUAACUAUACUUAUUACUCAAGUUAGUCUUCCAACCAUUGUGCCUCAGCUUUUUUUGAAAUAAUGUGCAUUAGAACAAAAGCUGAUAUUAAUGUUAACUAUAAGAACUUUUUUUAACAACAAAAAAAUGGAUUUCACUGU